AUGCCUCCCAAGAAAGCUUCCACCACCGCGACCAAGAAGGCUGCCGGUCCUGCCCACGCCUCCUACCGUGAUAUGAUUAAGGAUGCUAUCCUGAACCUGAAAGAGCGCAACGGUAGCAGCCGCCAGUCCAUCAAGAAAUAUGUGCAGGCCAACAACAAGAUCUCGUCUGCUUCUACCGCCGCCUUUGACAGCCAGUUCAACAAGGCUAUCAAGACCGGUGUCGAGAAGGGUGACUUCACCCAGCCCAAGGGUCCCUCUGGUCCCGUGAAGCUCGCCAAGAAGGAGCCUGCUCCCAAGCCUGCUGCUAAGAAAACCGCUGCUGCCAAGCCCGGUCCCAAGAAGGCCGCUGCUAAGAAGACCGAGAAGACCGAGAAGACCGAGAAGACUGAGAAGGCCGACAAGCCCAAGACCACCAAGAAGAGCACCACCUCCAGCAGCACCACUACCACCACCAAGAAGCCCGUUGGCCGCCCCAAGGCCAACACCGCCAAGCCCCGCAAGGCCUCCACCACUGCCCCCGCCGUUGUCGACCAGCCCAAGGUCCUCGGGACAACCAAGUCGGGCCGGGUGACGAAGACGACGGCCAAGCCUGCCGAAAAGGCCAAGAAAGCGGCUCCCAAGAAGAAGGCCACUUGA
Molecule: messenger RNA, 636 nt
Organism: Aspergillus affinis
Lineage: Eukaryota; Fungi; Ascomycota; Eurotiomycetes; Eurotiales; Aspergillaceae
Product: histone H1/H5 family protein
Exons: 7
Coding region: 1-636 (211 amino acids)
Biological process (GO): negative regulation of DNA recombination; chromosome condensation; nucleosome assembly
Cellular component (GO): nucleosome; nucleus
Molecular function (GO): nucleosomal DNA binding; double-stranded DNA binding; structural constituent of chromatin
Source: RefSeq, a predicted model, not a curated record